Molecule: messenger RNA, 1272 nt
Organism: Seminavis robusta
Lineage: Eukaryota; Bacillariophyta; Bacillariophyceae; Naviculales; Naviculaceae
Source: the annotation of a GenBank genome assembly
AUGGCAGCUACAAAUACAUUCGCACCCUCCUGGUCUUCCUUCCAUCCUGAUGAAUGCCCGGCCUUUCGACCUUGCUAUCACCCCGAAGACUGUUGGGAUGCCCAUGCCACUGACACAUCACCAGAAAAUGGAGGUGCCUGCACUUCGUGUUGCUGGAGGCUCAUGUGGACCAUGCUCACUGCGGGAGUUAUCCUGAUUGCCUACGGUGACAUUUCCAUCUCACGGACGUCGGUUGGAACCAUGGUGGCACGGUACCUUCAAAAGGUCAAGGAGUAUCGACGCAACACACAAGACCGAAAAAAGGACAUUUUCACAACCACCAAUACACGCAACAAGGUGAGACUCUUUUCCAACUUUUCCAAAGACCUUUGCAAUCCUACGGUGCAACUUCCAGAAGCACCACAGGGCCGAGAAUACACACCCAAAAAAUAUGGUAUUGGGUCCUACUCCUUUUCCGCAUGGGGCAUGAUUAGUAAUCUGGGACACAUCCUCUCCACCCAAUACAUUUAUGCCAUUGUAUGGAGUUCUCUGGGAUGGGGACUUUUUGCCUCGGGCAUUAGUACCUAUGUGUGGCUGCAGCACAGUCAUGGAGAGUUUUGUGUCGAACAGGGAUACUACGAAUCAGACACCAUGACCGAACGGUCCCAACGAUUCACGGAAAUCUACACCCGGAUCCGGUUCGACUAUCUAUACUUGACACUCUUUGUACUGACCGGGUAUGUUGCCUUUGUUGCCGCUCGAUGGAGGGGAUGGUUGCAGAAUUGUCAUGAUAUUCAACAUGGACUUCAUUCCGUGGCCAUGCUUUGUGGAGGUGCCAUUAAGAAUCCAGCCCAUCAUCCCACGCUGCUAUCGCAGGCGGAGAUUGACAUGAUGAGAUUCAAAUUGCACAAGAUAUACCGAUAUCUCAACUGCAUACAUGCCAUGACCUACCUGACAACUUCACAAAAACUACAAAACUUGAGUGUCAAGGAAACACUCCACGAUCAACUGGGAUUGCUCACUCAAGAGGAACUGGAUGACGUUGGUCCCAACAUUCAACAUGACUUGCCCAUGGCAGUUGUAUUGAGUUGGUUGUCCAAUGCCGUCAUGGACUUGCUGUACAGCACCACCAAUGCAAAGGGGAAUUCUUCCGAGCCCUUUAGUCUGGCAUACACAUAUACUCCAGCCUACAGCCAACUGGCGCCCCUCCAAAAGGCAUGCGAGAAUCACGAGAAUUGCUACGUCCUCAAUCAACCCAACUUUUAUCGGGAUGUCGUCCUGGUGUGGCCAUGA